ACAAUAAUACUGUAAUCCAGUCUGACAUGUUUACUUUCCGGCGAAUUUUCACGAAAAUAAAUCAUUUAAACACUUUAAUCAUUUUAGGAUUCGAAAUGCCUUUUUAUGCAGUAAGAAUAGGUAGAUGUCCAGGAGUUUAUAGAACAUGGGAUGAAUGUAAAGUGCAGGUAGAUAAAUUUACAAAGCCAAGGUUUAAAAAAUUUAACACAGAAGAAGAGGCUCGAGCUUUUGUGAAAGGAUCGGAUCAUCCUACCAACUUUCCAGGCUCUUUUAAAUCGUCACCUGCAAAAAGCUUCAGUAGUGGUUUUCCAAAAAGUCCAAAGGCUUCAAGCAGCAAAGAUUUAUCAACAGAUGUUAAGCUUAAGAUUGCCGAGAAAGAAAUACAGUAUUUGAAAGAGAAAUUGAAACAGAAAGUGUGUGAAAAGAAAUUGUUGGAAACUAAAGCAGAAAUAGACCAGCUAAAAGGUCAAGGGUCUUACCAAGGGAAGGUUACACAUUCAAGAAAAACAUUUCAUAACUCAAAGCCAUAUCAACCUUCGACACCAACUAAUAGCUCCAACUGGAAACAGAACAGAACAACACAACUUAUAGAUAUAAAUGAAGCCAGACAAUUACAUACAGAUGCUUGCUCUGAUGGUGUGGCAUUAGAUGAUAGAACACCUGUAGUAUACACAGAUGGUGCUUGUACAAACAAUGGUCGAGGUGCAGCUAAAGCUGGUAUAGGUGUAUACUGGGGUCCUAACCAUCCAUUAAACAUUAGUGAAAGGUUACCUGGUAGGCAAACAAACAACAGAGCAGAAAUUCAUGCUGUAGUGAAGGCAGUGCAACAAGCCAGACUGCAAGGAUUUCCAAGACUUACUGUGAAAACUGAUAGCAUGUUUCUCAUUAACUCUAUGACCAAGUGGUUACCUGGUUGGAAGAGAAAGGGUUGGAUGACUUCAGAAGGCAAACCUGUCAUAAAUCGUGAAGAUUUUGAAAGUCUUAUCGAAGAAAUGGAUGGGGUUGAAAUAAACUGGGUUCAUGUACGAGGUCACCAAGGACAUGAAGGCAAUGAACAAGCAGACAAGCUAGCAGUCAAAGGUGCAAGCAUGCCAGAUAGAAAUAGAUGAAACCUCUCCAACUAGUUUAGUUAUAUGAUUACAGUGAAACUAGGUGUCACAGUUGUGAUAUUUAACAAAGUCAAUAUUACCUAAGACUACUAGGUUUUUUGGUAUAAAUUGCUACACCAUUGACAAUUCACACUUGAAGAACCUAUAUGAAGGGUUAUGUGAAUUAAUUUAAUUUCAUGGGCAGAGAAUUUCAUGGUAUUGUCAAAAAGGACAUUUUCGAGGGUUCUAAAAGUGGAGGAUUGUUUGUUUUUGCCAAAAACUGUUAUAAAAAAUAAGCAUUCAGCAGAAGAUAUAAAAUGUGUGGAUUGAGCAAUCCAUGGAUACCAUAAAAAUAAGUGCCCAGUUAGUAAUAGUGAUUUUGCAGUAAUUGUACUUGUGACUAUUACAUGAGCACCAUACAAAUUUUAAAGUCUCAUCCAAAAGACUUGUUAGUAGUUUUAGUUUUGAGGUGUGGGAUAUUGAACUCACAACCUCUGUAUUUGUAAUCUGUGUGACCAUCAGACCACUGUGCCCAUUCUUAGUACUUGCUGCUAUGAAUUUUGUUCAUUUGACAGAUAACAGUUCUUUAAGACAUGUUAAAUACUGUGAUAUGAAAUGUUAUGUUUCAGUUAGUACCCACAGUGUUCUUAAUUAAUGUUGUUGAUCAUGUUGCCAUAUUUAGACAAGCAAGAUUUUUUGUUUUAGAGUUGUUUGUAUAGUUUUGAGUUUGUGACAUGAUAAGAAAUUUUGUUUGGACAUUUAUUUAUUUCAUUGCAUGUAUAUUUCAUUGGGUUUUUUUUAUUUUUGCUAAUUAAUCUUGUAUUUUUCCUAUGUAUAAAUGUACAACCUUUAGUUUUUCAUAUUAAAGCAGUAUGCCUCCAGAGGAGCCAAAACAUUUUUAUAAAAUCAAACUUGAUUUUAGGAAAGUUAAAAGAUUGAAGAUUUAAGUAAUAAUUUACAUGUUGUUUGCAUUUAUUUAACUGAUUUUUCAGUAUUUAUAACCAUAUUUCUACUGUGUUAAUGCAUUAAAGGCUAUUUUUCAAUAUUUUGACCUCAUUUUGUGUAAUUUACUUGGGUUGUGAGUGCUGUUUGUAAUGUGUAAAUUGCUUGCUUAUGGUUAUGUCACAAUAUUUUACUUGUAGAUACAUUUUCAAAAUUUUCAUGAAAAUAAGCACGAAUCUGGAAGAGUGCUGCUUUAAAUGUGUUUAAAAUUUAACACCGAGAAAUAAUGCAGAUUAUUGUGUUCAUGUAUUACAUAGCAUAUUUAUAUAGAAGUGAGAUUAAGGGAUGAAGGUGAAGGUUAUUCAGUAUUACAAGGGAGUGGUUUGUAAACAUAUGGAGAAAUGUAUAUAUCAAUAGAAAAUAAUAUAGAAAUGUACACAAGCGGAACUAAAUGACAUAUUCCUGUAACUUUUUUGACUGUCAUAUGUUAGAUACAUGUAUAAUGCUCUUCCCAGUGCCAAAUAAUUACCUGGCAUUUUGCAUAUCCUUUCCUGAGCUUUCUGCUUGAAAUUUAAUAUUUUGUAGGAAAUUGAAAUUGUUAGAUGAAUAAUUACAUAGACAGAAAUGAAUUUAUUUUAGCCAAAAAACUUAUUAUUUGAAUAGUUGAAUGAUAAAAUAAACAAUAUACGUUGCAUUAUUAUCACUGUGGCAGUCUGAACUGCAAUCACCUGCAUGGGGUGAAAACUAAGGCAGUGAAAGAUUGUGAACCAAUUUUGGUUAUAAACUCUUCAGUUAUAAAAUGUUGUUACAUUUGAGUGAAUAAUAAACGGUUAAUUAACAUACAACAUAGCAUUGAUAAUACUGUAAUACUUUUCAUGCAGUUUAGUACAUACAAUAUAGAUGUGUCAAUAGGAGGUCUGGCCACGACGUAUGCAUUUGCGGGUGAAAGUUUGGGUUUGACGAGAAAAAAGUUGAUCAAACUCGCCCGGCUGGGUAAGUACGAUUCUCCUGAACUAAAUGAUGUUUCUGUAAACAUUUAUAAAUGAAGUUAUUUGUUUGCAGACGCCUUUUCAAUCGCAAUACUGUCAAACAAAAACCGGAAAUUGAAUAAAACUUUAGUGAACAAGUUUGAUGAAUUGAUUUAUGCCUCCCCCUUUUGUAAUGACAGCAGCAUUUGAUAAUGUUUUAUACUUAUGCAUUUGGUAAAGUUUUAUACUUGGCCAUAAGACCGAUUCUGUGCCCGAGUACAUUAGAAUUGAAAUGAAAUAAGUAUACAGGCUAUACAGAUUAUAUAUUAAAAGCGUUCAAGAUUUGAAAUCUUUCAUUCAUCAAUAUGCUAGUCCUUUUACUUAUUACAGAAUUAUAGGUUUGUCUUGACAUGUUUUGCAUUAAAAAUAUGUAAUAUUUAUUUAAUUAUAUGUAUUAAUCAUAUGAUAUUGUCAUAAACAGUUGACUGGUUUAAGCACCAAGGUAUUCAAAUUGUGAUAAUUUGUUCUUUGUCUAUUGAACAUUGUAAACAUGUUUGCAUAUCAUGUGCAUAAUGCUGGUAUAUUUAAUCUGAUGUAUUAAAUAAAAAGAUACAUUUAUCAUAAUAUGUUAUUAAUUGCAUUUCCUGCUCUGUACCAUUUCAAGAUGUGAAAAAGUUAUGAAUAAAGAUACCAAAAUUUA
Messenger RNA from Ruditapes philippinarum (Manila clam), 3698 nucleotides. RefSeq names its product ribonuclease H1-like. Bases 27 to 1109 code for a protein of 360 amino acids. The record is from RefSeq and is a predicted model, not a curated record. NCBI's taxonomy places the organism in Eukaryota, Metazoa, Mollusca, Bivalvia, Venerida, Veneridae. Gene Ontology annotation, biological process: DNA replication, removal of RNA primer. The transcript has 9 exons. Gene Ontology annotation, molecular function: nucleic acid binding; magnesium ion binding; RNA-DNA hybrid ribonuclease activity.